CUCUCUCAACGCGGAUGUUUGUCCAGCCUAUAUAGCAGAGGACAGCUCAGGAAACCAGGGCGGAGAACUGGAAGAGCAGCAGCGCAUCUUCUUAACACCCAACAUCUGUCUACGGUCUAUAUCAGGUCCUCAUCAUCACGAUGGCACACAAAGAGUUUGAGACUGCAGGGAAGAAGCCUGGCCUGCAGGUGUGGCGGGUGGAGAACAUGGAUCUGAAACCUGUUCCCCUUGCACUCUAUGGAGACUUCUUCACCGGAGAUGCUUACAUCUUGCUUUACACCACCAAGGCUCCCUCAUACAAUGUUCAUUCAUGGAUUGGCGAUGAAGCUUCCCAGGAUGAGAGUGGGGCAGCUGCCAUUUUCAUAACUCAGCUGGAUGACCACCUGAAAGGAGCUGCAAUCCAGUACAAUGAAUUUCAAAACCAAGAGUCAACCACCUUCCUGGGCUACUUCAAGUCUGGCAUCAAAUACAAGAAAGGCGGAGUUGCCUCAGGCUUUAAACAUGUGGUAACCAAUGAUGUAGAUGUCAAACGCCUGCUGCACUUGAAAGGUCGUCGACCAGUCAGAGCAACUGAGGAGGAUCUGUCCUGGCAAAGCUUUAACAAAGGAGACUCCUUCAUCAUUGAUCUGGGAAAGAACAUUUACUGCUGGUUUGGCAGUGAAGCAAAUCACUUUGAGAAGCUCAAAACCACUCAGAUGGCCCGAGAUAUUCGUGAUAAUGAGCGAAAUGGCCGCGGUGAAGUCCAUACAAUUGAUGAAGGUAAAGAGCCAGAAGCUGUGACAAAGGUACUUGGACCCAAGCCUGAUCUUGCACCAGGAGGCAGUGAUACAGAUGUUGAAAAGACAAACAGGAACAAGGCGUCACUUUAUCUGAUUUCUGAUGCUGCUGGUGCCAUGAAGACAUCUUUGGUGGCUGAUAAAAACCCAUUCAAACAAGAUAUGCUCAACCAGAAUGAUUGCUACAUCUUGGACAAUGGAUUGAAUAAUAAUAUAUUUGUCUGGAAAGGACAGAAAGCAAGCAAAGAGGAGCGCAAAGCAGCGAAGGCUGCUGCUGACAAGUUUAUCGCAGACAAAAAUUACUCCAGUAAAACUCAGGUCCUGAUAGUGCCAGCAGGGAGUGAGCCCACCAUGUUUAAGCAGUUCUUCUUCAAAUGGUUUGAAGGGAAUAUCACAGGCCCAGGGCAGACCCACACAGUUGGUCGUAUUGCCAAGGUGGAGCAGAUUCCCUUCGACCCAUCCAAUCUCCACAACAACCCCGCCAUGGCUGCCCAGUAUGGCGUGGUUGAUGAUGGCUCUGGGAAAGUUCAGAUUUGGCGUGUGGAAGGAGGCGAUAAGGUAGCAGUGGACAAAUCCACCUAUGGACAGUUCUUUGGAGGUGACUGUUACUUGGUGCUGUACUCUUACAACAGUGGAAGCAGAGAGAAGCACAUCAUUUACACCUGGCAAGGGCAGAAAUGCACUCAGGAUGAACUGACUGCUUCGGCCUUCCUCACCGUCAAGCUGGAUGAUUCCAUGAAUGGAGUAGCAACACAGGUUCGGGUCACUCAAGGUAAAGAACCCCCCCAUCUUGUGAGCUUGUUUAAGGACAAGCCCAUGGUCAUCCAUCAGGGUGGGACAUCCCGCAAGUGUGGCGAGACUAAGCCAAGCAGCACACGGCUCUUUCAUAUCCGCAAGAGCGGCAACAAUACCACACGAGCUGUUGAGGUGGAGCCCACUGCAUCCUCUCUGAACACCAAUGAUGUGUUUGUGCUGAAGACUCCUGAUUGCCUUUUCCUGUGGAAGGGAAAGGGUGCAAGUUCAGAUGAGAUGGCUGCAGCUAACUAUGUUGCCAGCCUCCUUGGAGGAACUGCUACUGGGGUGGAGGAGACACAGGAGCCAGCUGUUUUCUGGGCUGCUCUGGGUGGUAAGAAAGAAUACCAGACGUCCAAGGCCCUUCAGGGAGUGGUCCGACAACCACGACUGUUUGGAUGUUCAAACAAAACUGGCAGGCUAACAGUUGAGGAAGUUCCCGGGGACUUCUCACAGAUCGAUCUGGCCACUGAUGAUGUCAUGAUUCUGGACACAUGGGAUCAGAUCUUUGUUUGGAUUGGAAACGAAGCAAAUGAAACGGAGAAACUUGAAUCACCUAAGAUGGCCAAACAAUAUGUGGAUUCAGACCCCUCUGGCCGCCGUGGUACCCCGAUCACCAUCCUUAAGCAGGGGGAAGAGAUCCCGUCCUUCACCGGAUGGUUCCAAGCUUGGGACCCAAAGAUGUGGUCCCAAAAUCUUUAUGCCCAGUAGAAUUAAAUUGGAAUAAACGCAUAUUUUAAGCAUCUCUGAAAAAUCUGGAUAGUUUUGAUGUUUGCCAUUUUUUGUUGACCUUGAAGCAUAAAUUGGCACCUAAGAUGGAACUUCUCUGCAGGUGAAGUGCAGAUGCAAAUAUGUGCUUGAAGCUGUGGUGCAGGUUAAAACGUAACCCAUCCGAUUUCCAACCCAUUUUUUCAGAGUAAAAAAAAAAAAAA
Pundamilia nyererei is the source of this 2500-nucleotide messenger RNA. RefSeq names its product scinderin like a (gene scinla). Bases 141 to 2279 code for a protein of 712 amino acids. Gene Ontology annotation, cellular component: cytoplasm; actin cytoskeleton. Gene Ontology annotation, biological process: cell projection assembly; barbed-end actin filament capping; central nervous system development. Gene Ontology annotation, molecular function: phosphatidylinositol-4,5-bisphosphate binding; actin filament binding. Lineage: Eukaryota; Metazoa; Chordata; Actinopteri; Cichliformes; Cichlidae. The transcript has 17 exons. The record is from RefSeq and is a predicted model, not a curated record.